Molecule: messenger RNA, 2376 nt
Organism: Cornus florida
Lineage: Eukaryota; Viridiplantae; Streptophyta; Magnoliopsida; Cornales; Cornaceae
Product: rho GTPase-activating protein 2-like
Exons: 5
Coding region: 418-2073 (551 amino acids)
Biological process (GO): signal transduction
Molecular function (GO): GTPase activator activity
Source: RefSeq, a predicted model, not a curated record
CAAAACACUCGGUAUGCCUACUGUUUUAUUCUUGUCUCUCAUCAUCAUCUUAUUCAUCAUCAUCUUCAGCAACACAAAAACACACACACACACAAAAACAAAAGGCAAUAAGUCCCCAUCAUCCUCACCAUAUCCAAAACUAAAACUAAAACCAGCCUCACCAAUUAUACAUUUCCACAGCCCAAGCAACCCCCUUUAAUUAUCUCUCUCUCUCUCAUACACACACUAUUAAUUGCUAGCUAUUAGUAGUAUUAAUUAUUAUUAUUAAAAAGCACGCCGGCCCCCUCCCUAAUUUUAAAAUUCCGUUCCCUUCUCUCACCGUCGUCUCUAUCUAGCUCAUAUUUAUCUCGUGUAGGAGGAGUAAUUAUACAAUUACAGAUCGAUAGAGCUUGCUUGCAUAAUUAAUUGUAAGUUACAAUGACUCGGCUCUUCCGAUCCAAGUCUUGGGGAGUAGGACGGACCUCUAAUAUUUCGGUGUUCAACUCUUCCCCUCCGAGUCCUUCUCUGUAUCUAAGCAACGAAGAUGAAGAGGAAGAAGAAGAUGAGGAGGAGGAGGAUCAAUACUUGGCCAAUAAUAAUAACAAUUCUGUAUUCACGAUGCCGUUUAUAAGUACUCCAGAUCGUCGGCGGAGGCAAGUGAAUCAGAAUCAUCAAUUCCCGAUACUGGCAAUAUUAGCGGCAGCGUUGAGGAAGUCUCUGGUCACUUGCAGUGCUGUGGAGGCGGAGGAUGUGUCUUCCACAGACAUGGACAUGGACAUGGAUAUGAAUAUGGAUAUGCAUAUGGAUAUGGAUAUCGGCUGCCCAACCGAUGUGAGGCACGUGUCUCACGUCACCUUCGAUCGUUUCAAUGGCUUUCUUGGCUUGCCCGUUGAGCUCCAGCCCGACGUCCCCCGCAAGGUUCCUAGCGCCAGCGCAAGUGUGUUUGGAGUUUCUGCAAAGUCGAUGCAGUGUUCUUAUGAUCAAAGAGGGAACAGUGUGCCAACAAUUCUUCUUUUGGUGCAACAGCGAUUGUAUUCAGAAGGAGGACUUCAGGCAGAAGGAAUCUUCCGAAUAAAUGCUGACAAUGGUCAAGAAGAGCAUGUCCGGGGCCAGCUUAAUAGAGGGGUUGUGCCACAUGGAAUUGAUGUUCAUUGUUUGGCAGGGUUAAUAAAGGCAUGGUUUAGGGAACUUCCUACUGGAGUUCUUGAUUCUCUGACCCCAGAACAGGUGAUGCACUGCAAUACAGAAGAAGAGUGCAUUCAACUUGUACAGUUACUUCCUCCAACCGAAGCUGCAUUGCUGGACUGGGCCAUAAAUUUGAUGGCAGACGUGGUGCACCAUGAAAAUUACAACAAGAUGAAUGCACGUAACAUCGCAAUGGUUUUUGCACCCAACAUGACUCAGAUGGCUGAUCCAUUGACUGCAUUGAUUCAUGCAGUUCAAGUUAUGAACUUGCUUAAGACACUAAUAAUGAGAACCCUUAGAGAAAGAGAAGAAUCAGGUGGUGCCUCAGCGUCGGUGGACUCUCCUAGCAACAAGGUGCAGGGUGACCCCAUAUAUUAUUCAUCAUCAAAGUCUUACAGAGGAGGAUUAUCGUGUGAGUGUAGUUUUGAUGGUAAUUGUGGACGUACUGAGAGUCGAAAAACUUGUUCUAUUAAUGGUAACCACCGCCUUUUGAGAAGUAGUAGUAGUGUUAGUUUAGAUAGAGUAGUGGAAAGUGAUUGGGAGGACAAAUUGUGGAGCUUCAAAAGUAAAAGUGAUGGUGGAGAGGAAUUAAUUGAUGAGAGGUCGUCGACGGUGGUUUCAGGUGGUAGAAGUAGUAGUUCAGCUAUGAAUAUGAUGAUGUGCAAAAGGAGGACAGUAGUAGAAAAUGGAUGCGGAGGUGGGGGGCAUGACGACAUUAAUAAUAAUGGCGAAGAAGUUGUUGAAAUAGGAAUACUGGAUAGGCUACGUUUGAGAAAAGGAGUAAGGAAGCUGAGCAGACACCCUGUGUUUCAACUGAAUAAGCCACUACUAGUUAAGAAGAAGACCAGUACUAGUGCUAGUACUAGUACUGGAGGAAGAGGAGGCCUUGGGAUUGUAAAUACUAGCUAGUAGUUAAGUUGGUGAUUAAAGCUUGGGUACGUAUGAGAUUGUACGUGCAACUUAUAUUAAUUAGGUCGUCCAGAUUUAAUUGUGUUGUUCCUCAAUGGCCGUGGAAACAAUACUUAAUUGUGUAGACAUAUAUAUAUAUAUAUAUAUAUGUCAGUUUUCUUUUGUCAAUUCUCUAGUUAUUUAGUUAGUUAGAGAGCAUUUGAACGUAGUUCUAAAAAUGUUUUGUGGUACCUGUACGUGCUAACUCUACUUCUAGCCUAGCUAAUCAACAUAUCCCUGCAGGUAUAUAUGCCUUGCCUUGUA